AUGAAAAACAACUACAAAAUCAACUAUGAGAUGCGUAAAAAUCGAUUGUUCUUAUGGCUUGCAGUGUUGUUGACAAUCCUCUUAGUACUGGCUAUUGGAGUUUUUGUUUUUCUUGCACUCAACGCGAAAUAUCAAUAUGUGUGCUUGUUUGACUGUCAGCAACAUGAGGGUGUCAUGGCCAGAGGACAAGGCUCGUUGUCAAGCGAAACAGCCUCGAUUGCAACUGUUACUACAGCAGUUUCUCAAACUCGCUCCACUGAGACUGGCAUGAGUGAGAAAACAACCCUGGAAAGCAAAAUUCAUACUGAGAUGAGUCGGAACACGAAGGCCCCGUUUACAACUGACCAAAAUUUGACCAUUCGUUCCGAAAAGCCGUCCACAGUAAGCCCAGCCUUUGUGGAUAGAAAAACUACCAGUUCAGUGACCAACAACUCAACAUCUCUGCCUGUUUUAACUCCGGUUAAUCUACAUAAUACACGUAAACCGCGAGUGAACGUUAAAAAAUACAUCAAGAUUAGAGGGAAUAUUUCUUUCCUCGGUAAGGCUCCGAAACGAUUUCCUCGAAAUUCGCGAUUGAUUGUGGAGUUUAAGGAAGAUCUUCGAUCAGAUGGACCUUCGAUUUUACUCGCCAAAACAGCAGUGGAUUUGUCGAACUAUCGCAGAGGCAAAACUUUGUCAUAUAUAAUUUCUUGCAAAAUGCCUAAAUUUGCUCACGAAUCUUACAGUGUGUCAGCUGUUUUGAACGUGGGCUGGAAACCGCGGAGGAAUAAAAACGAGUGGAUACGUAGAGGGGACUAUUUCACUGAUACUUCUUUUGACGUGCACAUUACUAAGCACAAGAGACUCUACAUUAAACAUAUUCAGCUUGUUAAAUACACUUGA
Molecule: messenger RNA, 882 nt
Organism: Porites evermanni
Lineage: Eukaryota; Metazoa; Cnidaria; Anthozoa; Scleractinia; Poritidae
Source: the annotation of a GenBank genome assembly